UCACUUGAAGGAUGAGAUCUCUGAAACACCUUAAACAUCACACCAGGAGCAAUGUGGAGGAGCAGGAGGUUCCUCUGGUGCGGUGCUACACAGAAGUGAUGGAGGAUGUAAUGGAUGUUGGUACACAGACUGACCCAGUGGUGGUCCUCUCUCUGGCCCAGGCUGCUGUUCUGGGCCUCAUAUCUCAGAAUGAAAUCUUCGGAGCCACUAUCGCCCCCAAUGGUUUCUGCAAUGCAGAAGCACGUGACUGUCCUCCUCCUCCCCCGGCAGAAGCAAUGGAGUAUGAGUAUGCAGACCAAUUGAUCGGUGCAAAUGGAGAUUACCUGGCUGAGCCAAAUAAAGUGAACAGUAAGUCAGAGGCAGGUUAUGGAGAAGACAGAAGGAGCUUAGAACCUCGGGAAGAGAACAAGACAUCUCAGAAUGAAAAAAAUAAGGCAGUGGAUAUGACAGAAAAAUCACUGGACAUACAGACUUGUGUAAAAGGAGAGAAAGUGGAUUAUUCCACCCCCUGUUUCUAUUCCACUUACAAUGACACUGAAUCGGAAGUGCUGGAUCUUGCACCACUAAGGGUGCCAUUAAAAGAGGAGCAAAACAAAGACCCUGUGAGUGCUAAUGAUUUAAACAGCCAGCAGAAUAAUAAAAACUUGGAAACAACCUCUCAUGAUAUUAAUAACACACAGGAAAGAGUAAUAGUCCAGUCUCAUGAAGGAGGCACCAAAGAGGAACCACAAGAGGAGGACACAGUGCUAAAUUUAAAAACUCCUGAGGAGGUGGUGAGCCCUGCAAUGAGACGAUACUACGAGUCUAGCGUUUUGACCUACGAAACUCCUGAGCUGGAUCUGGCACCAGCAGACUAUGAGGAUAGCAGCCAGGCAGCAACGUGGGCUGAUGGAGAGAAUCCAGCUGCGCGUCGGGUUCAGAUUGACCGGCUAGACGUUAAUGUACAGAUUGAUGAGUCUUACUGUGUGGAUGUUGGUGAGGGCUUAAAGCGUUGGAAGUGUCGCAUGUGUGAGAAGUCCUACACAUCAAAAUAUAACCUAGUAACACAUAUUCUGGGCCACAGCGGCAUCAAACCACAUGAGUGCGUGCACUGUGGAAAGCUUUUUAAGCAGCCGAGCCAUUUGCAGACACACCUGCUCACGCAUCAGGGCACAAGGCCUCACAAGUGCACUGUAUGCAAGAAGGCCUUCACACAGACUAGCCACCUUAAACGGCACAUGCUGCAGCACAGUGAUGUCAAGCCGUACAGCUGCCGAUUCUGCGGCCGUGGCUUCGCCUACCCUAGUGAACUGCGUACACAUGAGGCCAAGCACGAGAAUGGCCGGUGUCAUGUCUGCACACAAUGCUCCAUGGAGUUCCCAACCUACGCCCACCUCAGACGGCACCUGGUCAGUCACCAGGGGCCUGCCCCCUUCCAGUGCACUGAGUGUCACAAGAGUUUUGCCUACCGUAGCCAGCUACAGAACCACCUGAUGAAGCAUCAGAAUGCACGUCCCCACAUCUGUUCUGAGUGUGGCUUGGAGUUUGUGCAGGUUCACCACCUCAAGCAGCACAUGCUCACUCACAAGGUACUCACACAGCAGACCUUCAAGCACAAGGGGAUGAAGGAGUACAAAUGUGACGUGUGCUCUCGUGAGUUUACCCUGUCAGCCAACCUGAAGCGGCAUAUGCUGAUCCACACCAGUGUGCGCCCAUUUCAGUGCCAUGUCUGCUUUAAGACCUUCGUCCAGAAACAGACUCUGAAAACCCACAUGAUUGUUCACCUACCAGUCAAACCUUUCAAGUGCAAGGUGUGUGGAAAGUCAUUUAAUAGAAUGUACAACCUCCUUGGCCACAUGCAUCUUCAUGCCGGAAGCAAGCCCUUUAAGUGUCCGUACUGCAGCAGCAAAUUCAAUCUGAAGGGUAACCUCAGUCGACAUAUGAAGGUCAAGCAUGGCAUUUUGGAUGUCUUGCCAGAUGGACAAGAUAACCACCCUGAGAUGGAGAGCCAAGAGGACUAUGAGGAGGAAAGCUUUGACUACAGUGAAAGAGAGAACCUGGCCAGCAACAAUGCACAAGACAUGGUCAAACUGGCUCAUAUGGGCUACUACAACUAUAGCAAGGCACCUACUCACUACACACCAGCAUAAGGGACUUUGUGAAAAUUAAAAAUACAUCUGUAAAUUGCUUGUGAAAUCCUCAAGGCUUUAAUAUGGACUGAUGUAAAAAGGCUGCCUGGUGGCAGCGCACUAAGACCACUUUUGGUUUCUCUGUAAGAGGAAGUUUCCCCCCCCCCCUUUUGUUCUCCAGGCACCAGUUUCAGCUUAAUAAGUUUCUAAAUAGAGUAUUAAAUACAAAAUUUAGCCAUCAAAAGUUGAAAAAAUAAGUACAGAGUGUAAUUUGUUCAUGUCCUACUGCCAUGGAGCAACGUUAAAAGCAGCAAAUCUGAGCCGAAAUUAAUGGUGCAAUGCAACAAUACAGGGGCACAUAAACAACCUUCUUUUUUAAACCAUGGUGGAGCUGCAAUCACUGUACCUCACAGUACCUCAUUAACAAGUACGUUGAAGUCCUUUUUCCUUUAGUGGUUCAUUGUCCUACAUGUUGGGCCUCUGUUUAUGCCAGUUUGAUCACAAACCAAAGUUAAGCUGUAAAUUCUCCUUUGUUUAUCUUCCACUGUGGUAAAAUUUUCAAUCUGUGAUUAAGUAAAGCAGUAGAAUAAGGUUUGACACUAGGUGCAGAGAUCUUUGGCACCUGUUGUGUUAUGGAUUUGCCUGGGUCACCUUUCUUUAACAGUUAGUACUGUGCCUUUAAAGCAUACAAGUUGGUAUUUAUUGUGCAAUUUUAUUUUUCUUAAAUCCAGAAGGGCAAAACUUAAGGUUCCAUAUUUAAAAAGCACUGUACAACUUUUAAAAUUGACAUUUGAAAUUAUUUAUGACAAGGGAAAUCCUCCCUAUGCUUCCCACAAAACAGGAUUGUAAACUGCAUACAAGUUUUGCCCAAAUCCUCACAAAUGUAGCUAGUCUUUUUCUGCCUAUAUUUGGUAUAUGGGGCUGAAUAUGAAAAUCAUGACCUACAAAACUUUAGAAAGGAAUAUUAACUGUCCUUGUGUCUGUAAGAGUGCAUCCCAUCCAUCAAUUUUACAUGGUGCUCUAAAAUGAUGAACGACAGUCUGCAGACUUGUGGCAGUUCCAUAGACGCAGCGAACAAGAGAACAAUGACAAUGUAUUCGGUUUCUGCUUACGUUUACAUGUGUAUGCCCUUCCCUCCUCCGUUCAGCCAGCCAGCCAACACCCCAUUAUGUUAAUAGAGCACAAAAAACUAAAAACAGAAAGUUCUGUUUUAAAUUGUAUCCUUGAAGCUUAAGCCAUCAUGCCAAGCAUGUCACAAUUUAGUUUUGUAUAAAAUUCAUUUUGAUUGCACAUUGGUGUGAAUAUGUUGUCAAUACAGUUCUAUGUUUAAUGUUGUGUUCUGGACAAAGUAUAUAUUAAUAAAUUAAAACACUCAUGCUUUU
Molecule: messenger RNA, 3490 nt
Organism: Trichomycterus rosablanca
Lineage: Eukaryota; Metazoa; Chordata; Actinopteri; Siluriformes; Trichomycteridae
Gene: znf710a
Product: zinc finger protein 710a
Exons: 5
Coding region: 12-2129 (705 amino acids)
Biological process (GO): regulation of transcription by RNA polymerase II
Molecular function (GO): DNA-binding transcription factor activity, RNA polymerase II-specific; RNA polymerase II cis-regulatory region sequence-specific DNA binding
Source: RefSeq, a predicted model, not a curated record